AUGUCAGAGGCCAAAUUUCGGCCGCCGAUAAUGCCUGCGGCUCAGCCAUCGACGUCGACGCCCUCCCCCUCCAUCUCCGCCCCAUCGGAGACCACCAAUCCCAUGCUGACGAUGUUUGAUCUCUUCCAGAAUCCCACAAAUAUCUGCACCAUCCUUGCCGUCUGUGUGCUCGUCUUCGUGAGCGGGGUCUAUCUGAUUCAUCUCAUUGCCAUCAGUUAUGCGUAAGUUAAAAUAUUGGAAAGCUUGAUGCUACUGGUUAUGUUUUACAGCAAACGACGGUUGCAUCGGAAAGCGGUCAGAAAACUGGACGAAGUUGGAGUGUCGAUAAUAAAACCGGUGGUGGGAACGGAUGACAAUCUCUUCUUCAAUCUGGAAUCUUACUUCAAAUUGCAAUACUCUAGAGUAAGCGUAUCCAUAACUAUAAUGCUUAAUGCGGCUCUUUUCAGUAUGAACUUCUUUUUUGUUUCAAUGAUGAAGCCGAUCCGGCUUUAAAGGUAGUAGAAGCCCUCAGGGCAAGGUAUCAAGAUGUGGAUGUGAGGAUAUUCUUUGGUAAGUGACAUGCAUUUAAUAUAUAUAAAUGGUUAUAGGGGGAGAACCCGUGGGAUUAAACCCGAAGAUCAAUAACAUGAUGCCCGGCUACAGAGCAUCCAAAUACCCUUUGGUUUUGAUCAGUGAUGCCAAUAUUUACAUGAGGAAUGAUGCCUUGGCGGACAUGGUUGCUUGUCUAGAGGAUAAUGUAGGCAUGGUCACUCAGCUACCGUACAGUAUGGAUCGUCCCGGAUUUGCAGCACAUGUGGAGCAGGUAAAUGCGUGAUCUGUAUGAACAUGAAAGUAAUGGGAUGGCCGUGUCAUAACCUGAUUCUUUAGGUGUAUUUCGGUGGAGCCCAUGCCCGGAUAUACAUGGCUGGGAAUGCUUUGCACAUCGUUUGUUCAACUGGAAUGUCCUGUCUGAUGAGGAAAGGAGUACUCGAAGAUUGUGGUGGACUACCAUACUUUGGCGCUUUCCUGGCAGAAGAUUACUUUUUUGGUGUGGAAUUUGUAAGACGGUAUGUUGUUACAAUUAUUUCUUCUUCUGUUGACCAGAAAAAUUGUUAUAUUAAAAUUGUUGCAGAGGUUGGCGAACAGUGGUUUCACAUCUACCAGCUCUUCAGAACGGGUCAAAAACGGAAGUCUCAUCGUUCCACGAACGGAUGUGCCGAUGGAUGAAGCUGAGGAUAGCCAUGUUGCCCCACACUAUCAUCUUGGAGCCGGCUCAAGAAUGUUUUAUGUGUUGUCUUCUAGGCUCAACGGCCUUGUUUUACUUAACAAACUCGUUUUAUUACGUCUUCUCAUACGCAGUAUUGCACAUGUUAUACUGGAUCAUAUGUGAUUUUAUCUUAAUCAACAUCGUUCAGGUGAGUCACAUAAAUGUUUCACAAGUCGGGACUUGAAUAAUGAUUAAAGCAACAAAGCCACAGUACUUUCUUUAAUUUAAACUCGUGACCCACCAGGUUACUAUUGGGUAUUGCAUUACAAAUAUGGUAUUAGUAAUCCUAAUAUGACUUUUUUUCAGAAUGGAGCGAUUCCUUUCAACUUUCUCCAAUACCUGGUGGCCUGGCUGUAUCGAGAAUGCAGUACUCUGCCGGUGUUUUUGAAGGCUCUCACCAAUCCAGAUAUCCAUUGGCGCCAAGGAACUUAUCGACUAAAUUGGGGCGGUCGAAUAAAGGCAUAUCCCCCUUCUCGGAAGUAG
Molecule: messenger RNA, 1729 nt
Organism: Bursaphelenchus xylophilus (pine wood nematode)
Lineage: Eukaryota; Metazoa; Nematoda; Chromadorea; Rhabditida; Aphelenchoididae
Source: the annotation of a GenBank genome assembly